CCUCCAGACUGCAUCAUCUGCAUGGAGAAGCUGUCCACAGCGUCUGGAUACAGCGAUGUGACUGACAGCAAGGCAAUCGGGUCCCUAGCUGUGGGCCACCUCACCAAGUGCAGCCAUGCCUUCCACCUGCUGUGCCUCCUGGCCAUGUACUGCAACGGCAAUAAGGAUGGAAGUCUGCAGUGUCCCUCCUGCAAAACCAUCUAUGGAGAGAAGACGGGGACCCAGCCCCAGGGAAAGAUGGAGGUAUUACGGUUCCAGAUGUCGCUCCCCGGCCACGAGGACUGCGGGACCAUCCUCAUAGUUUACAGCAUUCCCCAUGGUAUCCAGGGCCCUGAGCACCCCAAUCCCGGAAAGCCGUUCACUGCCAGAGGGUUUCCCCGCCAGUGCUACCUUCCAGACAACGCCCAGGGCCGCAAGGUCCUAGAGCUCCUGAAGGUGGCCUGGAAGAGGCGGCUCAUCUUCACAGUGGGCACGUCCAGCACCACGGGUGAGACGGACACCGUGGUAUGGAACGAGAUCCACCACAAGACAGAGAUGGACCGCAACAUUACGGGCCACGGCUAUCCCGACCCCAACUACCUGCAGAACGUGCUGGCUGAGCUGGCUGCCCAGGGGGUGACCGAGGACUGCCUGGAGCAGCAGUGACCUCGCACCCCAGCACGCCCGCCUCUGGUGGCCACCCCGCUGCCCCAUGGCUGGCUGGGUGGCCAGGCAGGAAGUGCCCAGCCCGAGAGGCUGGGAGGUUUGUUGAGGGUGUGGGGUGUGCCCCACCUGAAGCCGGGGCUCCCCCUGCCUGCCUCUCUCUCCUCCUCCCCUCUGGGAAUUGGGCAGCCCUGGGCAGUUGUACUCAUGGGGGCUUAGGAUGCAGCUACCUCAGUGCGCAGGGCCCGUCUGUCCUCUGGGGGCUGCUUCGGGCCCGCGGUGCUCGGGGCCUGGUGUGGGGCGAGUAGAGACUUCCCCAGCCUGGACGGGCGUGGGUUCUGGGUCAGCUUCUUUUACCUCAAUUUUGUUUGCAAUAAAUGCUCUAUAGCCAAA
Homo sapiens (human) is the source of this 1035-nucleotide messenger RNA. It is a transcript of the gene DTX2, whose product is annotated as deltex E3 ubiquitin ligase 2. Gene Ontology annotation, molecular function: zinc ion binding; ubiquitin protein ligase activity. Lineage: Eukaryota; Metazoa; Chordata; Mammalia; Primates; Hominidae. The record is from RefSeq and is marked validated. Gene Ontology annotation, biological process: protein ubiquitination; Notch signaling pathway. Gene Ontology annotation, cellular component: cytoplasm; nucleus; chromosome.